Zophobas morio is the source of this 1353-nucleotide messenger RNA. Its product is annotated as facilitated trehalose transporter Tret1-like. Bases 1 to 1353 code for a protein of 450 amino acids. Gene Ontology annotation, molecular function: transmembrane transporter activity. The transcript is spliced from 3 exons. NCBI's taxonomy places the organism in Eukaryota, Metazoa, Arthropoda, Insecta, Coleoptera, Tenebrionidae. The record is from RefSeq and is a predicted model, not a curated record. Gene Ontology annotation, biological process: transmembrane transport. Gene Ontology annotation, cellular component: membrane.
AUGAGCACAUUAAUGAUCAUCACCAAGAUGGAGCAAACAUCAGGAAAUUUUAGCUUAUAUUUGUCAGUGGUUUUUGCAAAUUUAUUAGCAAUGUCUUGUGGCGUUGCCUAUGGAUGUACCUCCCCUGUGCUUUCAAAAAUGAAUGGAAGGUUAAACCCAAACGGUAUUCAUUUAGAACACCCAGUGACUUCUUCUGAAGAAUCAUGGAUUGUUGGUUUACUGCCGCUAGGUUCCACUUUUGGCCCAAUUUUUGCCGGUAUGGCAGCUGAUAAGUUUGGUCGAAGAAAAACACUGAUGUGUAUCGCUUGUCCCAUCCUAGUAGGGUUCCUUAUUCUAGCGUUUGCUAAAUCCGUUCUUUUAAUUUAUAUUGCAAGACUGAUAAUGGGUGUUGGGAUUGGGAGCGUCUACAUGAUCGUGCCCAUGUAUGUAGUAGAAAUUUCUGAAGAUCACAAUCAUGGGAUGUUGAGUUGUCUAACGGGAGUUUUCAUCACUCUGGGAUUUCUUUAUAGUUACUCAAUUGGUCCGUAUCUAAGCGUUCAAAAUUUUAGUCUCGUAUGUGCCAUUCCUUUAUUAGUUUUUUUACUGGCUUUUUCCAUAUGGAACCCAGAAUCUCUUCAUUAUUUAGCCACCUCCGAUAACCAAAAGCAACUGAAGAUAAGUUUACUGAAACUCAGGAACGAAUCUGUUGAAAAUAUUGAAAAAGAAAUGCUUCAAUUGAACAAGAUGGUGCACGAGUUUAGUCAAAAUAAAGGUGGAUUAAGUGAACUUUUUUCUUCUAAAAGUUUGAGGAAAGCUUUGUUCAUUUCGAUUAUUUUAUUUAUUGUUCAACAGAUGUCGGCUGUAACUGCUGUCCUUUCUUAUGCUCAGUCAAUUUUUGAUGCUACUGGUGCUCUCACUGACAAAUUAGGACGAAAAAUUCUUAUAUUGACGGGUACGUGCGGUUGUAGUGGUUCCUUACUUCUUCUAGGACUGUAUUUGUUUCUUUUAAAUAGCCACUACGACGUCGAUUCUCUUUCAUGGCUGCCAGUCUUCAGUUUAAUUACAUAUAUUAUUUCUUUUAAUUUGGGUUUAUUAAGUGUACCGUGGACUAUCACGGCCGAGUUAUUCCCACCCAAUGUUAAAUCAGUUGCUAUGACAAUAGCAAGUGAUGUUUGUUACAUAGGGGCUUUUCUGACUGGUUUCUGCUUUCCCUAUUUGAAGUUAUAUCUAGGAAUGGCAUUGUCCUUCAGGAUUUUUGCAGCCAUGUGUAUGUUCGCAAGUGUUUUUAUUUUCUUCAUAUUACCAGAAACUAAAGGAAAAAGUGUACAAGAAAUUCAAAAUGUACUGGGAGGUGACCUUUGGUUCAGCGAUUAG